AUGUCAACAGACAGCAAGCGUGUGAUGGAAACAGGUAGCUUCGGCAGUUCGGCGAGCUGCGGGCCCGUGCGCGUUGAGGCGCUGGCGAUGCGCGACGGCGAGCGGCCCGGUGGCGGACGCAGCGGCGAGCGCGGCGGCCGGCGCGGCGCGCGAGUUGCGCACGGCGGGACCGCGACGUCGCCUCGUCCGCGUUGUGGUGCUCAGUGUACUGAUGUAGGUUCAUGUCCAGCUAUUUCGGUGAAAUGCUAUGUGUGCGGUAACUACGGCCAUUACGCUAGGAUGUGCAAAUGUAAAAAUAGUGUUAAAAAAUUGUAUGAAAUAGAAGUGAAUACAGAAAAAUCUGAUAAUGAUGAUUGUGAGUCGUUUUAUGUAUCUGUGUUCAUGGAUAAAACGCAGAACAAAAUCGGCGGCGAUAACUGGUACGAGGCAUUUAACUCACGAGUUAUACUAAAUAUCGUGAUCAAUCAAGCGGUUGGCACCCUCAUGAAUAAUACCAUUUCUUCAAGAAUUGCGGUCGGAAAAUACAGCAAAGAUUGA
This is a messenger RNA of Parnassius apollo (apollo), 537 nucleotides long. The record is from the annotation of a GenBank genome assembly. Lineage: Eukaryota; Metazoa; Arthropoda; Insecta; Lepidoptera; Papilionidae.